ACCUAUAAUUUCAUUUGUUUGUGUCUAUCUACUUAGAUUCUAAACCUUCUUAACUCAAAAUCAUAGUAUUAUUAUACUACUAUAUGUGAAACACAUGUACUAUACACUAUGAAGAUGAUGAUGAAUCACAUGACCAUGAUGUUUCUUUAGUUUAUGUAUAUAGUUUCGAUGUACGCUAAGUGAUUAAGAUGGAGCUGAAACCUUUCUCUUACAAUUCUAUGUCCACAUUUGAGAUUCAAAAAAUUUCUACCACUUUGUUCUCCAAUUUUAGACACAAAUUUGGAGUGAGAUACUCUAACCAAUUCAACUGCAGCAGAGGGUUGUUUCUCAAGAGUUAUAGUGUUUCAGAUGAGUCUUAUUUUGCAGCAGUAACAACAAGUUCUCAUAGUGUUGAUGGAAUUAAUGGCUCAACUGAGAGAUUGUAUUAUAGAAAUCUUAUACUUGAUGCUUUUGAUGAUGAGUAUGGAGGGGUUGUCAUUGAUCCAAAUAGUUUACCACAAAAUUCAUAUGCUUUUGCGUCUAUUCUUUGUUUGUCUCUUUCUCAUUGGAAAAAAUUGGGAAAGAAAGGAAUCUGGCUUAAGUUACCCUUAGAGAAAUCUGAUUUUGUUCCAAUUGCUGUCAAGGAAGGGUUUGAAUACCAUCAUGCCGAGCCGGGUUAUGUGAUGCUAACUUACUGGAUUCCGGAAGGACCUUGCAUGCUUCCGGGAAAUGCUUCGCAUCAAGUAGGAAUCGGAGGAUUUGUCAUCAAUGAUAACAAUGAAGUACUUGUGGUGCAAGAGAAGCAUUGUUCUCCUGCAACUCUUGGCCUUUGGAAAAUUCCAACUGGUUUCAUUCAUGAGGCAGAGGAGAUAUAUACAGGAGCUGUAAGAGAAGUGAAGGAAGAAACUGGGAUUGAUACAGAUUUUAUUGAAGUCAUAGCAUUCAGGCAUGUACACAAUGUGGCAUUUGAGAAAUCAGAUUUGUUCUUCAUCUGCAUGCUAAGACCACUGUCAUCUAGUAUCACUGUGGAUGAUCAUGAAAUUGAAGCAGCAAAAUGGAUGCCACUGGUUGAGUUUGUAGAGCAACCACUAAUACAAGAAGAUUCCAUGUUCAAGAAGAUUGUAGAUAUCUUUAUUGCGCGUCUCGGGAAGCGCUAUUGCGGCCUAUCAACUCAUCAAGUAGUUUCCAAUUUUGAUGGCAAAAUUUCUUCUCUAUACUACAAUGUCAUUGACAAUGAUGAUGCAAACUGUGUUGGAAAAUAAGACUCUAACAACUAUACUAGUAUAGAUAUCCUGUAGAGUAAUUUGUAACAUAUAAUUAAGUGCAGUUUUACUUCCUGAUGUAUAUAAGUGUGCUAAUAUCAAUGACAGAGUUGAUAUGAACACGAGGGAACAUUAAACUUAUUCCUAAUUUGUGUUUGGAAUGUAGAAGUAUAUGUAUAGACAGAGGGUAUCUAUUAGCAUAGAAUUCUCGACGAAGAGAAUAUGAUGUUGAAACAGUACUCAAUCAAAUAUGAGGAUAUGUGGUUAUGUGUA
This is a messenger RNA of Lathyrus oleraceus (garden pea), 1514 nucleotides long. RefSeq names its product nudix hydrolase 8. Gene Ontology annotation, molecular function: NAD binding; ADP-ribose diphosphatase activity; NADH pyrophosphatase activity. Bases 189 to 1241 code for a protein of 350 amino acids. The transcript has 9 exons. Lineage: Eukaryota; Viridiplantae; Streptophyta; Magnoliopsida; Fabales; Fabaceae. The record is from RefSeq and is a predicted model, not a curated record.